AUGGUGCUCUCGUGGCUCGUUUUUGCAUUGCCCCUGGCUAUCCCAUUGUCGACCCCCGCUAGCUGUUCCACCGGCCCCAUCGUGUCGACAAGGACUGGAGUCGUGCGCGGUUUGCGCCGGGUCGUUCUGGAGGACAAAGUCGUAGAAUCUUCUACGGGAAUCCCGUACGCCAAGGCCCCCGUGGGCAAGCGGAGGUUCCGGAGGCCAGAGCCCGGGAAGCCCUGGAACGGAGCCCUGGACGCCACGCGACCGGCCCCGGCUUGCACGCAGACUUCUAUCGUGGACGCGAAGCCCACGUUCCAGGAAACAACUUCGGCCACUAGUGAAGACUGCCUGUUCCUGAAUAUCUGGACACCGAAACGGGAACUGUCAAAGAAACGGAGCGUCAUGGUCUGGCUGUUUGGAGGCGCUCUUCUUACCGGUUCAGCUACCGACGGCGCUGUCCUGGCAGCCUACGGAGACGUCGUCGUUGUCACAUUAAACUACAGGCUGGGUGUCUUUGGAUUUCUCUACGGCGGAACAGAAGACGCGCCCGGUAAUCAGGCGCUCUACGACCAAGCGCUCGCGCUCACUUGGGUGAGAGACAACGUCGAUCGCUUCGGUGGGAGUCCUGACUCCAUUACACUGUUUGGACAAAGUUCAGGAGCCUGGAGCGCCACAUUUCAUCUGAUUUCGCCCAUCACCCAAUCUAUGGUACGCAAGGCCAUCAUCCAAAGCGGAGGGUUCGACCGGAAAGGUAUAGUAAGCAAAGAUACCGAUAUGCUCAAGAGAGCUCAUACGUUUGCUGAAUUUUUUGGCUGCUCGCGUGAAGCCAAUUCUACGGGAAAGUUAACUGCUGAAACGGUUGACUGCCUUAGGUCCGCAAAUUCCACUGAACUAAGCGUCACGGAGAGGCUGUUCACAAUGCUCAAAACCGCUUUCUUCCAACCUAUAUACGGGGACGAGUUUAUGCCGGUGGAACCACGACUGGCGAAGUUCCCGGGUAACAAGGACAUUCUUAUUGGACAGGUGGAAAAUGAAGGAGCCUUUUACAUCUCUCAAGAUUUUAGAGAUACAUUCUCCCAGACGAAACCUUCGAGAAAAAUAAAUAAGAUCGAAAUGGAGUACUUCUUGGGCAAGAUUUUUCUCUCGUUGAACCUCCCUUCGCUGAAGAGAGUACAUGAAGAGUACAUGGGAAAUCUGCAAGACUUCGAUUACGAUGCCUUGAGACAGGCGUUGGUAAAUGCAAGAGGAGAUUCUCACGUUGUUUGUGGUUUAGUGGGGGCUGCGCUAAAGUUUGCGAAUGCGACGAUGUUGAAGAACACGGGAGCGGGUGUGUACUACUACAAGAUCAGCCAUGUGCCUCGAUGCAUGGAAAGAGAAGCCUGGUUGAAAACAACGCACGCGAACGAUGUACCCUACGUUUUUGGAAACAGUCUUGAGGACGGUGGUUGCGCUCCUGAUCGCGCCAUCAGCCGCACAGUCAUGCGUCUAUGGAGCGGUUUCGCCAAGAAAAGGUGA
Molecule: messenger RNA, 1500 nt
Organism: Ixodes scapularis (black-legged tick)
Lineage: Eukaryota; Metazoa; Arthropoda; Arachnida; Ixodida; Ixodidae
Product: acetylcholinesterase-1-like
Exons: 2
Coding region: 1-1500 (499 amino acids)
Biological process (GO): acetylcholine catabolic process; choline metabolic process
Cellular component (GO): plasma membrane
Molecular function (GO): acetylcholinesterase activity
Source: RefSeq, a predicted model, not a curated record